Messenger RNA from Spirodela intermedia, 2974 nucleotides. The record is from the annotation of a GenBank genome assembly. Lineage: Eukaryota; Viridiplantae; Streptophyta; Magnoliopsida; Alismatales; Araceae.
AUGAGAGCCCUCUUUCUCCUCCCUCUCCUCCUCGUCCUCAUUUUGUACUCGGGGGCGGCCCCUCACGACGCCAAGCUCGGCCCCGAUGAUGGCCACUUCCUCCCCAGGCCUCUCAUAAUUGAGUAUCCCUCGUCUCACUCGGCUAGUUCUUCGGAUCAUGGGGAAGGGGCGGCGUUCCGGUCCUCCUCCUGGCAGGAUCAGGAUGAGAGUCGACUCCGAUGUGACAGCUGGCGGGUGGCGGGGGAGGCCAACAACCUGGCGCCGUGGAAGACGGUGCCGCAGGAGUGCGCAGGGUACGUCAAGGCCUACAUGACUGGGAAGGCGUAUGAGUUCGACCUGGAGAUGGUCGCCCAGGAGGCCGGCGCCUAUGCCAAAGGCAUCUUACUCGCCGGCGACGGCAGGGACGCCUGGGUAUUCGACGUCGACGAGACCUUGCUCUCUAACCUCCCUUACUAUGCCGAUCAUCAGUACGGGUGAGGUCUUCAAUUCGCAUUCCCUUGCCCAAUAGGAGUAACCGGACCUCCGUACGAAAUGGCUUGUGCUUAUCUGCUUCAUCUGAAAUUUUCUGAUCUCCGGACUUGGGAUUGCCCAUGGCCGUGUUUUGCGAUGGAAUCAAUUUUUUCCCAGAUUUCUAAGCCAUCGCAUACUCGAUCAACGGCAUCAUUAUUCCAUACCAGUGUGCUUGGUAACUUCAUUGAGGAAAGUUGUGCUUGUGAUGGUUACCUUUCAUAUUUUCUUCAUAAAUCCUGAGCCCACUAAUUAGAAAAUUCCAGGUCAAGCUGCGUGGAUUUUUUCUCUGGAUGUUCUUCUACCAGGAAUUUAAUCGGUGAAUCUGCCCUGGUGAAUUUGGCCCAAGUGAUCCGCAUGGUUCCAUUUGAGUCAGUCCCAGAUGGGGCGGCGGAUGCUUGAUGCUCGACUUUUGUUGCCUUCGUAGUUGCAACUGCCGCCUUCUUUUCGAUUUCCUCACAUAUUUGGGCAGCAUUCUUGACCGUUGUGGGUAUUCUAUAGGCUUCUUAAUUGUCGUAUAUACGGUCACAUGGGCGACAUUUCCUUCAAGCGUUUCCAUCACCUUCAGAGACUUGCUCUCCUUCACCCGUUAGUCAUGCAUAUCUUUCCACUCGUCGGCGUUUUUGGGUGAGAUUACAUGCAGGUCUCUGCUCAGUGCUUUUGAUACACCUUCUUUUGGCUUCUACACUGUGAUGCUCUCUCUCGACAGCUACCAGUAGAUCCAUGGGAUAGCCAGCACUGGAGCAUCCCAAACUUCUGGCAGUUUCCAGAUCUUGGGCAUCUGGUUGUGUAUCUUUCUAUGGAGCAAUGGCACUAGCAUUGCGCGGCGCAUCGAGUGAAAUGAUGUAGAAAGGAGCUGAAAAUGAAAGAGAUAUCCGGAGAGUGAGAUAAGGAUAUUGCCUCGCUGUGUCGUUUUCCUUUUUUGGAGGAGUUUUCAUUUGAGAAUACUUUGGUUUGAUCCUACUCACCCUGAAAAGGGUGGGAAGUCGCAGAGAAGUGAAGGUGGCUUAUUGACCCUGUCCCUCUGCCCUGUCCACUGCCUAAACCUAGCCGGUGCUCCCUAAUUUACUUUGCUUCUUUCUAGUGUACUUAAAACAGUAGUAAUGGUUCCGUGAAACUGGAAUGGAACAGAUUCUGUGAUCUUCUCGGCAAGCUGUGUUUCAGUGCAACAAGUUAUCAUCCUGCCAUUUUAAAACUGUAUGAUGAUCUGGCGCCCGAAGAAGUUCUGAGAAUCUGGACUUCGCUUCUGUGAUCUUUUUGGUAACAUACCGCGUCUGUCGCUAAAAUUGCUUCCAUAAUGAAUUGAGUUUCGCCAAGUUUUGGUGCAGCGAGCGUUUUAAUGGCCACGCUAUGUUUGCAGAUCGUGAUCCAUCUUUUUGGCGUUCGAGGCAUUGUUUUGUUCUGACUUUGUGGGUGCGCAAGUUCCAAGAACCAAAUCUUUCCAAACUAUCUUGAGAACCCUAAAGCAGGCUCAGACUUGCCGCCUUGGAGACGAUAUAGGAUGAAGAGUUUGCUGCAGAAGUCUUACUUAAAUAAGAGCAAUGUCACUAUUAUCAUCUUUAAAUUCCCUCUCCGUCGGAGAACAUCUCAUCUAUAAAUUCUUAUGUUUCUCUGGUGGGGAGCUUCCAGAUCUUGACAUAUUUUAGGCAAAGAAGUCAGAGACGAACUUCUUGCAGAAUCAUUUAUGGACGUCAUGUUUUCGGCUGUUUUAGCGAUCGAAUGCUGCUCUCUUUAUCUGAUAUUGCCUGGUUCUCUUCGAGUAGGAAAAGAUUUUUGAGAUGCCCGUGAUGAUCAUCUGCAAUGAACCACUUUCUUUCUCGCCACACUUGUUCUCUUUCUCGAUGGGUAUUCCCACGGUAUGAAUUUUUUACACUCGUUGGUGCGGUUGCUUACCAAUUUAUUCCACCAUGAAGCUCGGAGGUUUUCGACGGCCAUCAGUUCGACAGAUGGGUGGAGAAGGCUCGUGCUCCGGCAAUAGAGCCCAGCUUAAAGCUCUACAAUGCCCUUCUGGAGUUGGGCUUGAAGAUAAUCCUGCUGACGGGACGGAGCGAGGCCCACAGGAGCGUCACUGUCGACAACCUGGAGAGGGCUGGGUUUCAGAGCUGGGAUAAACUUCUUCUGAGGUUCACAUCCUGUAUCUUUUCAUCUGGCAACCAUCAAAUACCCCAAUUCUUAUUAUCCACAACCCCUCAGCAUCUUUCUCAAUCCCUUUCAAAAUUCCUUUCUCCUCAGCGGUUCCCUGAUCAUUCUUCUUCUUCUUCUCCUCAUCAUCAUCAUCAUCAUCAUCAGGGACGUGAGCGACAGAGGGAAGACUGCGGUGGGCUACAAGUCCCAGAAGAGGGGUGAGAUCGUCGGCGAAGGAUACCGGAUUCUCGGCAACUCCGGGGACCAGUGGAGCGACCUCGUAGGCCUCUCGACCGGCGAGCGAUCGUUCAAGCUCCCGAAUGCCAUGUACUACAUUCCCUGA